This is a messenger RNA of Lobosporangium transversale, 633 nucleotides long. RefSeq lists its product as hypothetical. Bases 1 to 633 code for a protein of 210 amino acids. Lineage: Eukaryota; Fungi; Mortierellomycota; Mortierellomycetes; Mortierellales; Mortierellaceae. The record is from RefSeq and is a predicted model, not a curated record. The transcript has 3 exons.
AUGAAUAACCCUGACCUGGACCCCUUGCAUAUUCUAGAAAUCAUUCCACUUGUUGGUGCUUCCCCUGACCGAAACGACCUCCUGUGCUGUACUUAUGUCUUCAAGGCUCUUCACGAUAUGCUUAUCCAACCCAUUUGGGAAAAGAUCCAUACUGGGCCUCUAUCCAGGCGUCCUACAAUUGAAGCACUGCAACAGGGCAUCCCAAGGUACCUUCGCCCGAAGCAAUCUCCCAAUCUCAUAAAGGUCCACAGUUCCACACUCAUCAAGUUUAAGUCCGACAAUUCACCUUUACAAGAGAUAUGGAGGGCCCUACUGGAAUGCACACAUCUUGAGCACUUGGCUCUUUCUAAAACACAUAUAAGCGAUGAUGAAGUCUAUUCACCUUUUCAAGUCUGCAAGAAGAGAUUGUCACUCGAUGCAGGGGAUCAAUGGACUGGUGGUAUUAUUCAGGCGAUCUUAUCCAAUUGCCCACGCUUGAAGGGACUUGUCGCAUAUAAAUCCACAGUGACAGAUAUUGCGGGCGGUGCAGAAUGGGUUAGUACUGGACUAACAAACAUGUUUGUUGUCCUCGAAGUUGACGUUGGCCAGGAGGCUCCAGAAGGCAUGCGGAAGCAGCGCCUUGCUUUUAGAUAA